Xenopus tropicalis (tropical clawed frog) is the source of this 5424-nucleotide messenger RNA. It is a transcript of the gene ski, whose product is annotated as SKI proto-oncogene. Lineage: Eukaryota; Metazoa; Chordata; Amphibia; Anura; Pipidae. Gene Ontology annotation, molecular function: SMAD binding. The record is from RefSeq and is a predicted model, not a curated record. The transcript has 7 exons. Gene Ontology annotation, cellular component: nucleus. Bases 681 to 2840 code for a protein of 719 amino acids.
AGGGGGUGGAGGUUGUUCCUGGAAGAGCCACAGCCUGGGGAGUUGGUCACAUUCUUGGCUGGGAUUCAAUGACUGAGGCAGACACCAACAAACAGAGAGAAAGGGGGUGGAGAAGGGAGAGGAAGAGGGGAGGGAAUGAGGGAGGGGGAGCGCAGAGCGCAGACAGGGUGCAUGAGGCAGGAGGCAUUCAGGCAGUGAACAGCACCGGGAAGGCAGCAGCCUGUGUGUAUGGGAGGCAGAGCCGAGCUCUCCCCUAACCUCCAGCAGAGCAACAUGAAGGGGAACUCGUGAGCCGGAGCCGCUGCUGUCCCGCCCGCAACUUCCCACAAACGCAGCCGCAGCCCCCUCCCCCCUGGGUACUGAGGGAAAGUUCAGCCGCGUUUGUGCCUCCUCAGCGGAAAGUGACAGGGACUCGGAGUUAGUGAGCUGGCUGGGACGCUAUGGGCAGGAGGAGCCCAUCUCGGCACUGAGCAGCUCCCAGCUGGAUGAAGCGCUGUGAGUGGCAAGGGAUAGCCCAGGAGAGAGUGGGCACAGCACGGCUAUAUGGAGGCUCAGAGAGCCCACUGAGCGCCACUGUGGAUUGAGAGUAAAGCCCAAAGGCAGCGAUCGAUUGACCUGCGCGGAACUUGCCCCAGUGAGUGUGAGUGGCUGCUCCGAGUAGUGUCGGGGAGCUUUCAGGCAUGGAGACCGUGAGCCGGAGCAGCUUCCAGCCCCAUCCCGGGCUCCAGAAGACCCUGGAACAGUUCCACCUGAGCUCCAUGAGCUCUCUGGGCGGCCCGGCCGCCUUCUCAGCCCGCUGGGCUCAGGACAUGUACAAGAAGGAGAGCGGCAAGGAGCCCCCGGAGCCCGUUCUACAUUUACCCAGCCAGCCGCCCCCAGUCAUCCCCGGGGGGCCCCUCUUCAUGCCCUCAGACCGCUCCACGGAGAGGUGCGAGACUAUUCUGGAGGGGGAGACAAUCUCUUGCUUUGUGGUCGGAGGCGAGAAGCGCCUGUGUCUGCCCCAGAUCCUCAAUUCGGUGCUGCGGGACUUCAGCCUGCAACAGAUCAACGCCGUGUGCGACGAGCUACACGUGUAUUGCUCCCGCUGUACGGCCGACCAGCUGGAGAUCCUCAAGGUGAUGGGCAUCCUGCCCUUCUCGGCGCCCUCCUGUGGCCUCAUCACCAAGACGGACGCGGAGCGGCUGUGCAACGCCCUGCUGUAUGGGGGCAGCUACCCGCCCCGCUGCGCCAAGAAGAGCGACUUCCCGCCGGGACCCUUAGAGCUGGAGCUGACCGAGAGCAGUUUCAGGGUGUACCAUGAGUGCUUCGGCAAGUGCCGGGGCCUGUUCGUGCCCGAGCUGUACGGCCACCCCAGCGCCCCCUGCAUCCAGUGCCUGGACUGCCGCCUCAUGUAUCCCCCGCACAAGUUCGUGGUGCACUCGCAUAAGGCGCUGGAGAACCGGACUUGCCACUGGGGCUUCGACUCGGCCAACUGGAGGGCCUACAUCUUGCUGGCCCGGGAUAACCCCGGGGCCGGGGGAGAGGAGGAGCAGGCUAGGCUGAGCCGGCUGCUGGAGGAGAUGAAGGAGAAGUUCGACUACAGCAACAAGUACAAGAGGAAAGCAGCCAGGAUUUCCUCUGAGCCUGUUGCCAAAAAACCCAAGGCUGAUGACUCCAUCAUCCAUUCCCCUAGCUCUGCUGAAAAAGACAAGUCAUCCAGUUGGCUACGGAACCUGUCCAAUAACAACAAGAACACGGGAUAUGUACAUCCACGUCAGCGUCUGUCUGCUUUCCGGCCUUGGUCCCCCGCCAUUUCAGCAAACGACAAAGAGUUGUCUGCUCACCUGCCAGCUCUGAUUAGAGACAGUUUUUAUAAUUAUAAGAGCUUUGAAAAUCUGGUUGCCCCAAAUGUUGCCCUGGCACCUCCUGUUCAACAAAAAGUGAUUACAAGCCCCCCAUGUGUACCUGCUGUACCCAGAAGCACUCAGUCAUCAGGCAGUCCGCCCCAGUCCAGGAAACGGAGGCCUACUGCAGAACUGCCCAUAGCUCCAGAGGCGCCAGCACCACCAGCACCAAUCAGAGAAGAAGAGAAAGAGUCUGAAACAGAAAUUGAAGUGGAAAGCAGAGAAGAAUGUAUGUUUACCUCUUCCUUGUCUUCGCUCUCGUCUCCCUCCUUUACAUCCUCAAGUUCAGCCAAGGAAUUAAGUUCCCCAGGCAUGCUAGCACCAACUGUGAUCAAUACAUCUUAUGAGGUGGCUUCUCACAGUGACCAACACAGCAGUGGAUUGGAAGCUGAACUGGAGCACCUAAGGCAAGCCCUGGACAGUGGUCUAGAUUCCAAGGAAGCCAAAGAAAAAUUCCUCCAUGAAGUUGUAAAAAUGCGAGUAAAACAAGAAGAGAAACUCAAUGCUGCUUUACAGGCCAAGAGAAGCCUUCAGCAGGAGUUGGAGUUCCUGCGAGUUGCUAAAAAAGAAAAGUUAAGAGAGGCGACUGAGGCAAAGCGCAACUUAAGAAAAGAGAUUGAGCGUCUGAGGGCAGAGAAUGAAAAGAAAAUGAAAGAAGCAAAUGAAUCUCGGUUACGUCUGAAAAGAGAGCUGGAGCAAGCCAGACAGAUUAGGGUGUGUGACAAAGGCUGUGAAGCUGGCAGGAUACGGGUCAAAUACUCCGCCCAGAUUGAGGAGCUACAGUCUAAGCUUCAGCAUGCAGAAAAUGACAGAGAACAGCUACGGACAGAUCUAGUACAAGAACGAGAAGCCAGAGAACACUUGGAAAAAGUGGUGAAAGACCUCCAGGAACAGCUCUGGUCGAAGACCAGCCAUCUUCCCAGCAGUGAACACACAAGGAAAGACAUUGAAAACUAAUUCAAAAACUUUUAAGAAAAAUAAAUACCUUAUCUAUUCAUAUACAGAAUUUUACGUAUAUGCACAGGAAAAGGAGGAGAAUGCGCGACGUAUGCAUGAAUAGGUGCAUGUGUGAGUGUAUGGAGCGUGUGCCUUGGGGCACGCUAAAAAGAAAAAAAAAAAACUUACUAGUCAGAGGGAAAAUGUUACUCUAUACAACAGAAGCACUGAACUAUGCCUCUUUUAAAUCUACACAGCACAACAUCUUACUGUGCCUCAGAGUGUUUAUAUAGAGUCCUUUUGGCUCUCCAGUGAAACCAUUUUUUUUUCUACAAGUCAACUACAAGAGAACAACUGCAUCCAGCAAAGCUGCUUGCUUGGAACACUUUGGGAUUUACAUUUUCUUAUAAGCUAUUUAAUAUAAAAAGAUAUAUUAAAAUGUUGAGGACCUUCAAAAGACUGUGUAUUGAAAAUAGAAGAAAAGAAAAAAAAAACUAUCAGACAAGAUUUUUGUAUAAUGGACUUAAAAACCUUGAUGCACAAUUUUAUCUGACUUGUUACAAGCUUUGGGGUUUCUUAUAGAAGCACCCUCUACUCCUUACUCCCCCCCCACCCCCCUCCCCCCAGUCUCCAUACUAUUCAUGUCGAUUGUGCAAUGUACUUGUAGCAAGCCAUCACUAUUAUUCCCUAUCAUUUAUGGACUUUUCCAUCAAACAAAAAAAAAAUCAGAGUGCUCCAUCUUGGUUUUUAUUUAAAUUUUUAAAAAUAUUUUAUAUAUAUAUAUAUAAUAUAUAUAUAUAUAUAUAUAUAUAUAUAUAUAUAUAUAUAUAUAUAUAUAUAUAUAUAUAUAUAUAUAUAUAUAUAUUAUAUUAAUCUCACAAGGACAAAUGUUUGUAACUAUGUAGGAUAACAACUUUCCAGGGCUACAGAGAGAAAAAAAAGAAACUGCUCGGCUUUACUGACCAGUGUUUCAUCUCAUCAUAAUAGAAAAUGAUCUUUGGGCAUAUGUGUUUAAAUGUUCAAUCCACCACCAUAAAGGGAAAAAGAUAAGGACGGAUUUUGUAACAUUAACAUGGACUGUCAAACUUUGUGGAAAGAAUGAUGCUAGUAUUUGGAGAUAUAUAUAUAUAUAUAUAUAUAUAUCGGAUUUAUGGUAAACUGUUUUUUGUUACAAACAUAUUUGCUGAAUUCAGUAUUUAAUCUAUAUUUUCACCCCUCUGUGCACUGAGGUAUUUGCCAUUGGUUAUCAGUUUGGCACAAUGUAGAAUACCAGAAUGGGCAGAAAAUACACUGGGGGCUAGGAAUCGGAUAUUAUAUAAAUUGCUAUAUUUUGAGAAUGAGGCCUCACCACUAAUGAAAACAAAUUCCGUGUAACAUUUCUUUCCUCUAUUUGUAAUGUACUUAUGUAUUCAACUUUAAAGACUGCACUUUUUUGCUCUUGGCCUUUUCAGUCAUGCAUACGGAGUAAGAGCUAUUAUUUAAUAGUGAAAUAUACAAAUAAAGCACAAUAAAAUAUGCAAUAAUACCUUCCAAUGCCUCCCCAUCAACCCAUUUGAUUCUCUUAACUAAUAUGUGACAAACUAACCAAUACAAGCCAUUAUAUCCUGCAGGGCACCAGCAUGUGCACCUUGGGAAGUCAUGGUAGAGAAAUUCAUAUAGAACAGUUCACACUUAUAGUUUUUGAUGUACAUCUUUAAACUGUGGGAAAAAUGUGGUGCCCUAUCCUCAAAUUAUAGUUAUUUAGCAACUUAAAUGAACAUUGCUACUCUUGACUGAAUCCACUCCUCACAUUUAAUAACUGACUGAUUAUCAAGGUGGCUGGACAAAGCUGUUGUUGAUGGCAUUUUCUUUACUAUAACAUGAUAAAGGAUUUUAGGAAAAGCAAUGUAUCUUAAUAUGCCUUUGGGAUGAGUUGCAAGUAACUUGAUUUUUAUUGGAGUAUAAUUUUUUGGAGAGGGCUGCAAGGAAUCCUGUUGGAUAAAAUCAUGUUUAAAAACCAAAGGUUUGCAAGUUGGCAUUGAUAAAAACUGGUGAAAAUUCAGCCCCGGUGCUAAAACAGUUACAGUUUUUACACUCUUAAAAGGUCUUAGUAAGCUUUGCUUGCAUUGGUUGCUUUUUCCACUUUUAUCAUUGAAGUCUACUUUUUAUAUUGUAAUAAAAAAAAUCAACAAUAUAUAAACAAGUGUAAAAAAAAAAAAUGAACUGCUUUGUAACCAUAUGAUAGCCAAUGCAAAAUUUUACCUAAUAGACCAGAAACCACAGUGUGCAUUUGAAGGUAUAUGGCAUUGUGCGACUUGUAAACACACUCAUAUACAGUAUGUUAUGUGUUUCUUUUUUCCCCUCACACUAACCUCCAUACAUUAAAGUUUUUGUCACUUAGGACUGCAAAAACCUUUGCUGUUUGGGGAAAAUGUCCAAAUCAUACAUUUUAAGUAAAGCAUUAAUAGGGAAAAAAAUAUAAGAAAGCAUAGGCUAUUAACUUUUAGCUUGGUCAUUGUGUUUCGAAAUAUCAGAUCCUCUGUGACCGUAAAAACUUUUGCCUCCCUUCUGAAAACUGAUGCAAACAAAUUAAUCCGUCAAGUUGAUUAAAAUAUGGAAGCUUUAA